GAGCGAGCUCAGCCCCGUGUCCAGGCGUCCACGUCCGCGUCGUCGUCCGAGUCCCUGGUGGCCGCCGCGCACCCGGACACACAACCCAACCCCCCGUUAUAAGACCGCCGCGCGACGGCGCACGCCACCCCGAUCCCCCCUCGAUUCAUCGGCCCCUUGGCUCUGCCGCCGUGCCGCGUGCGUCUGAGCUGAUGCGAGCUAGCCGAACCGGGCCAAAUCCUAGCAAGUUGCCGCGGUCUCGUGCCCGCGCGCGCCAACCGGGCAGCCUUCCGUGACCUCCCUUUCCCUUCGGUAGCAGCUGCAGCUCUUAUCUUCGUCGUCGGCGGCGGCGGCCCGAUUCCAGCGAAAGGCGGAGGAGUAACUAAAAUAACUACUUAGCACCGGCGGAAAGUCGCCGUCGUCGGGGGCAGCUUGGCGAGAAUUUUCCGCUACAGUUUCAGUGCGAACCUGGCGCCGAGGGACCUGACGACGCCCAGUCCAUUCUGGUGGGUAAGAGUAAGACGGAGUUGGGAAGCGGCGUUGAGACCCAGUGAAUUCCUGCACACGCGCAUCAUUAGUCGGUGAGCGCGAGGGAGAGAAAGAGGAGUUGGAGGGACGCCGGACGGCAUGGAGGGUUGCAACUCGCACGGCGGUGGCGGCGGCGGAGGAGGAGGAGGAGGAGGAGGAGGGUCGAGCUCGCCGCCGCCGUUCCUCAUCAAGACCUACGAGAUGGUGGAGGACCCGGCGACGAACCACGUGGUGUCGUGGGGACCCGGCGGCGCCAGCUUCGUGGUGUGGAACCCGCCGGACUUCUCGCGGGACCUGCUGCCCAAGUACUUCAAGCACAACAACUUCUCCAGCUUCAUCAGGCAGCUCAACACAUACGGUUUCCGAAAGAUCGAUCCAGAGAGAUGGGAGUUUGCCAACGACGACUUCAUACGGGGACACACGCACCUUCUGAAGAACAUCCACCGGCGCAAACCGGUGCACAGCCACUCGCUGCAGACGCAGGUGAACGGGCCAUUAGCGGAGUCCGAGAGGCGCGAGCUUGAGGACGAGAUCAACAGGCUCAAGUACGAGAAGAGCCUGCUGCUGGCAGAUCUCCAGAGGCAGAACCAGCAGCGGUGCGGGAUCAGCUGGCAGAUGCAGUCGCUGGAGAGCAGGCUGGUGGCGAUGGAGGAGCGCCAGAGGCACAUCGUGGCGUCCCUGUGUGACAUCCUGCAGAGACACGGGGUUGUUCCGGGCUCGACGACGACGACGCUGGAGAUGGAGACGCCGGCGGACCACUUCAGCAAGAAGAGGAGGGUGCCGAAGUUCGGUUUCUUCGUCGACGCCGACGAACCCAAGGUGGAAGAACAGCAGGUGCCGUCGUUCCUGCAGACGGUGGGAGGAGUAGUAGCAGAGACACCAGGCAUGUCUCCGAUCCGCCUUUUGAAUGAUGAGCCGUUUGAGAAGAUGGAGCUGGCCUUGGUGUCGCUGGAGAAUUUCUUCCAGAGGGCAACCCAUUCGCCUGCUGCCAAUGACAUUGACAUGUACGCUGGUGGUGCUGCUGAACCACCCAGCCCUGCUCUGAGUCUCGGGGAGAUGUUCUCAGUCUCAGCACCAAUGGAUACCAGUAUCAAUCUGCAGUCAUCAGCUCGCCACUGCCAGAAUCCCUUUGCUUCCACCUCAGGGCAAGACCAGUCGUCAUCUCCAUUGGCACAAGCAGAACCUCCGAGCUACGACGCCCGGAGCCCGAUCCUGCCAUUGGCACAGCUCCAUGAAUAUGCCCCUAGGGCAGCUGAAGUCGAUAUGAACUCUGACACCACAACUGGCGACACUUCACAAGAUGAGACCACCAGUGAAACUGAAGGUUCCCAUUUGCCGGCCAAGGCGAACGAUAUAUUCUGGGAGCAGUUUCUCAAAGACGAAGAGGGUAAAAUAGAAGCAAAGGAAGAUGUGAAGACUGCCGUAGACCGCAGCUGUCGUCGUCUACAGGACAAUGUUGAUCAGAUCACUGAGCAGAUGGGGCAGCUCGAUUCAGCUGAGAACGGCUCUUAUGCACCCCAGACUUACUGAUAUCACAACAUCGGUGCUGACCCAUGUAGUCCAUUUGUAAAGCUACAGCGCUGUACAUUAUAGACUAGUUUACGCCACCUUAGUUCCUUAAAUGCCCGGAUAGUAUAGCUAGCUAAGUCUUUUCUAGCAUUUCCUACUGUAAAAGGUAAAAUUAUCUGCUGACCCAUGUACAUUGUGUCCUUGUUCUGAAGUCGAUUAUGUAGAGCUAGAGGAGCACAGAUUCAGUUAUUUGCAGUCCUUAAGCUCUUCCGUUGCUGUGCUUGAGUGUGUACCCCUUUCUGAUAAAUCCUAUCGGAUGCAUCUUAUAAUACCUAAGGUCAUAUUUAGUUGAA
This is a messenger RNA of Sorghum bicolor (sorghum), 2369 nucleotides long. Its product is annotated as heat stress transcription factor A-4d. Gene Ontology annotation, cellular component: nucleus. The transcript has 3 exons. The record is from RefSeq and is a predicted model, not a curated record. The coding region runs from base 607 to 2037 and encodes 476 amino acids. Gene Ontology annotation, molecular function: DNA-binding transcription factor activity; RNA polymerase II cis-regulatory region sequence-specific DNA binding. Lineage: Eukaryota; Viridiplantae; Streptophyta; Magnoliopsida; Poales; Poaceae. Gene Ontology annotation, biological process: regulation of transcription by RNA polymerase II.